UCUUAUCUUAUUUCUUAAAGGACACUUCACUUCAAUUUGAAGAUUAAUUCAGAGUUGAGAGUCAACGUGAAAGUACAGACAUUUGGAAACAGCCAGCUGUGUGGGCUCUGCUAUGAAUCAGUUUGAGCAGACAGAGGAAGGACUCCCUCUCUCUAAAACCACUCUCUGUGGGGAACUUGACAUCAAGACCAGAACUCAGAGCCCUGAGCUGCAGCAGAGACCAGACUGUCCUGUGUCCAGUGCUGUGUUGAUCCAGAGCGACUGGCCUAAGGGUCGACCUGUUGACUUCAAACAGGGACAAAAGUCUCCUGAUCCAGAGAUCCAUCAGCAGAGACCAGAUAACUCUGGAGGCAGCUGUGUGUCGAUGCAGAGUGACUGGUCUAAGGGCCGACCUGUUGACUUCAAAUGUGUACAAAAGUUUGAUGAUGGCAGGAGAAUCAAACAGCAGGGACCAGGCUGUCCUGUGUCCAGCGGUGUGUCGAUCCAGAGUGACUGGUCUAAGGGUCGACCUGUUGACUUCAAACAUGGACAGAAGUCUUCUGACCCAGAGAUCCAUCAGCAGAGACCAGAUAACUCUGGAGGCAGCUGUGUGUCGAUGCAGAGUGACUGGUCUAAGGAUCGACCUGUUGACUUCAAAUGUGUACAAAAGUUUGAUGAUGGCAGGAGAAUCAAACAGCAGGGACCAGGCUGUCCUGUGUCCAGCGGUGUGUCGAUCCAGAGUGACUGGUCUAAGGGUCGACCUGUUGACUUCAAACAUGGACAGAAGUCUUCUGACCCAGAGAUCCAUCAGCAGAGACCAGAUAACUCUGGAGGCAGCUGUGUGUCGAUGCAGAGUGACUGGUCUAAGGGCCGACCUGUUGACUUCAAAUGUGUACAAAGGUUUGAUGAUGGCAGGAGAAUCAAACAGCAGGGACCAGGCUGUCCUGUGUCCAGCGGUGUGUCGAUCCAGAGUGACUGGUCUAAGGGUCGACCUGUUGACUUCAAACAUGGACAGAAGUCUUCUGACCCAGAGAUCCAUCAGCAGAGACCAGAUAACUCUGGAGGCAGCUGUGUGUCGAUGCAGAGUGACUGGUCUAAGGGCCGACCUGUUGACUUCGAACAUGGGCAGAAGUAUGAUGAUCAAGGACAGGUUUCUAGCAAUCUUUCUGCCCGGCAACAUCAAGCACACCUGGACAUAUUCAUACUGCUUGAGGAGAACAUUGUCAGUUUCGUGAAAAACGAGCUGAAGAAGUUCCAGAGAGUUCUGAGUCCCAACUACCCAGAAUGCUCUGAGAGUCAAAGUGAUGACACAGAGGUAGAGGAUGGCGAGGAGGAAGAGAGGAUAACCAGCAGAGAAGCAUUUCUGAAGAUCACAUUGCACUUCCUGAGGAGAAUGAAAAAGACAGAGCUGGCUGAUGCUCUGCAGAGCAGAAUUGGUACUGCAUUUCUCUUACGUCAUCAUAAACUAAAAUCUAACCUGAAGAAGAAGUUCCAGUGUGUGUUUGAGGGGAUUGCUAAAGCAGGAAACCCGACCCUCCUGAAUCAGAUCUACACAGAGCUCUACAUUACAGAGGGAGAGUCUGCAGAGGUCAAUGAAGAACAUGAGGUCAGACAGAUUGAAACUGCAUCCAGGAAAAUCAGAAGACCAGAAACAACAAUCAGACAAGAAGACAUCUUUAAAGCCUCACCUGGAAGAGACGGGUCAAUCAGAACAGUGAUGACAAAGGGAGUGGCUGGCAUUGGGAAAACAAUCUUAACACAGAAGUUCACUCUGGACUGGGCUGAACACAAAUCCAACCAGGACAUCCACUUCAUAUUUCCAUUCACUUUCAGAGAGCUGAAUGUGCUGAAGGAGAAGAAGUUCAGCUUGGUGGAACUUGUUCAUGACUUCUUCACUGAAACCAAAGAAGCAGGAAUCUGCAGAUUUGAGAAGUUCCAGGUUGCGUUCAUCUUUGACGGUCUGGAUGAGUGUCGACUUCCUCUGGACUUCCACAAGAAUGAGAUCCUGACUGAUGCUACAGAGUCCACCUCAGUGGAUGUGCUGCUGACAAACCUCAUCAGGGGGAAUCUGCUUCCCUCUGCUCGCCUCUGGAUAACCACACGACCUGCAGCAGCCAAUCAGAUCCCUUCUGUGUGUGUUGACAUGGUGACAGAGGUCAGAGGGUUCACGGAUGAACAGAGAGAGGAGUACUUCAGGAAGAGAUCCAGGGAUGAUGAGAAGCAGGCCAGCAGAAUCAUCUCCCACAUCAAGACAUCACGAAGCCUCCACAUCAUGUGCCACAUCCCAGUCUUCUGCUGGAUCACUGCUACAGUUCUGGAGGAUGUGUUGAAGACCAGAGAGGGAGGAGAGCUGCCCAAGACCCUGACUGAGAUGUACAUCCACUUCCUGGUGGUUCAGUCCAAAAUGAACAUUAAGUACGAUGGAAGAGAUGGGACACAUCCACACUGGAAUCCAGACAGCAGGAAGAUGAUUGAGUCUCUGGGAAAACUGGCUUUUGAGCAGCUGCACAAAGGCAACCUGAUCUUCUAUGAAUCAGACCUAAAAGAGUGUGGCAUCGAUAUCAGAGCAGCCUCAGUGUACUCAGGAGUGUUCACCCAGAUCUUUAAAGAGGAGAGAGGACUGUACCAGGACAAGGUGUUCUGCUUCAUCCAUCUGAGCGUUCAGGAGUUUCUGGCUGCUUUUCAUGUCCAUCAGGCAUUCAUCAUCUCUGGUGUCAACCUGCUGGCAGAAAAACAAACAACAUCCUUGUGGUCUGAACUGUUUGGAGACAAAUCAACACGCUUCUACAAGAGUGCUGUGGACGAGGCCUUACAGAGUCCAAAUGGACACCUGGACUUGUUUCUCCACUUCCUCCUGGGUCUUUCACUACAGAUCAAUCACAAUCUCCUACAGGGGCUGCUGAAAACAACAGAAGGUAGCUCAGAAACUAAUCGCAAAACAGUCAAGUACAUCAAGAAGAAGUUUAGUGAGAAUCUGUCCCCGGAGAGAAGCAUCAAUCUGUUCCACUGUCUGAAUGAACUGAAUGAUCGUUCUCUGGUGGAGGAGAUCCAACAGUCCCUGAGAUCAGGAAGUCUCUCCACAGAUAAACUGUCUCCUGCUCAGUGGUCAGCUCUGAACUUCAUCUUACUGUCAUCAGGAAAAGAUCUGGAUGUGUUUGAUCUGAAGAAAUACUCUGCUUCAGAAGAGGCUUUUCUGAGGCUGCUGCCAGUGGUCAAAGCCUCCAAUAAAGCUCUGCUGAGCAGUAGCAAUAUAUCUGAGAGAAGCUGUGAAGCUUUGUCCUCAGUUCUGAGCUCUCAGUCUUCUUCUUUGAGAGAGCUGGACCUGAGUAACAACAACCUGCAGGAUUCAGGAGUCAAACUGCUGUCAGCUGGACUGAAGAGUCCACACUGUGCACUGGAAACUCUCAGGCUGAGCGGUAGCAAUAUAUCUGAGAGAAGCUGUGAAGCUUUGUCCUCAGUUCUGAGCUCUCAGUCUUCUUCUUUGAGAGAGCUGGACCUGAGUAACAACAACCUGCAGGAUUCAGGAGUCAAACUGCUGUCAGCUGGACUGAAGAGUCCACACUGUGCACUGGAAACUCUCAGGCUGAGCGGUAGCAAUAUAUCUGAGAGAAGCUGUGAAGCUUUGUCCUCAGUUCUGAGCUCUCAGUCUUCUUCUUUGAGAGAGCUGGACCUGAGUAACAACAACCUGCAGGAUUCAGGAGUCAAACUGCUGUCAGCUGGACUGAAGAGUCCACACUGUGCACUGGAAACUCUCAGGCUGAGCGGUAGCAAUAUAUCUGAGAGAAGCUGUGAAGCUUUGUCCUCAGUUCUGAGCUCUCAGUCUUCUUUGAGAGAGCUGGACCUGAGUAACAACAACCUGCAGGAUUCAGGAGUCAAACUGCUGUCAGCUGGGCUGAAGAGUCCACACUGUGCACUGGAAACUCUCAGGCUUGGUGUGUGUAAACUGUCAUGGGGAAGCUGUGAAGCUCUGUCCUCAGUUCUCAUUGCCUGUAACCUAAGACAGCUGGCCCUGAAUAACAAUGACUUGCAGGAUUCAGGAGUAAAAUCGCUUUCUAAAGGACUGCAGAGUCAAAAAUGUAAACUGGAAACUCUCAGUCUGUCAGGUUGUCUGAUCACAGAGGAAGGCUGCACUGCUCUGGCCUCAGCUCUUAGAUCCAACCCCUCCCAUCUGAGAGAGUUGGACCUGAGCUACAAUUAUCCAGGAGACUCAGGAGUGGCAAUGCUGUCUGCUGGGCUGGAGGAUCCACAAUUGAGACUGGACAUUCUCAGAGUGGAUCCUGGUGGACAGCAAUGGUUAAAACCUGGUCUGAGAAAGUAUGCCUGUGAACUUACACUGGAUAAAAACACAGCUCACAGAAAGCUCAAACUGUCAGAAAACAACAGGAAGGUGUCAGUGGUUGGAGAGAAAGAAGAGCCUUACCGUGAUAAUACAGACAGAUUUGAUCUGUGCUGGCAGCUGUUGUGUAGAAGUAGUUUGACAAGUCGCUGUUACUGGGAGGUUGAGUUGAAAGGAAAGGCUGAUAUAGCAGUGACUUACAAGGGAAUCAGAAGAAAGGGAGAUAGUGCUGACUGUAGGUUUGGAAGGAAUAAUCAGUCCUGGAGUCUGGAGUGCUCUGAAUCUGGUUACUCUGUCUGGCACAAUAACACAAAAAUGCACCUUACUCCAUCCUCCUCUUCCUCUGAAAGAGUUGCAGUGUAUGUGGAUUGUGCUACUGGCACUCUGUCCUUCUACAGAGUCUCCUCUGACACACUGAUCCACCUCCACACCUUCAACACCACCUUCACUGAGCCUCUUCAUCCUGGCUUUGGGUUUGGUUUUGGGUUUGGGGUAGAGUCCUUGAUGUUGUCACUGGACUCAUCAGUGUCUUUAUGUUCACUGUAAGAAUCUCUGUAUGUGUGUGUGUGUGUGUGUGUGUGUGUGUGU
Molecule: messenger RNA, 4903 nt
Organism: Scatophagus argus
Lineage: Eukaryota; Metazoa; Chordata; Actinopteri; Scatophagidae
Product: NACHT, LRR and PYD domains-containing protein 12-like
Exons: 21
Coding region: 113-4861 (1582 amino acids)
Molecular function (GO): protein binding
Source: RefSeq, a predicted model, not a curated record